AAAAAAAAAACUAAUAAAAAGGACAAAUUGGUAUCAAAAUUGGUCAUCCGUCAACCUCAUUCUUACUGGUUAAAGGGAGCGGUUCAACGGCAGUAUUUCCCGGCUAAAUAGGUUUUCUGAUGCCACACUUGAAUUGAAGGGACCCGCAGUACAUUGUGUACGUAAAUAGUAUUGAACUUGUUAGCUGAUCAGGUCUUCUGGAGAAGAUCUGAGAGCGGAAUUUGUGAAAAUAAAAAUGAGCGCUUCGAGAUUCAUAAAGUGCGUCACGGUGGGUGAUGGUGCGGUUGGCAAGACCUGUCUUUUGAUUUCCUACACCAGCAAUACCUUCCCCACGGACUAUGUGCCUACUGUAUUUGAUAAUUUCAGUGCCAAUGUUGUCGUCAAUGGAAGCACUGUUAACCUAGGCCUGUGGGAUACCGCUGGACAGGAGGACUAUAAUAGAUUAAGACCUUUGAGUUACCGCGGAGCUGAUGUUUUCAUUUUGGCAUUUUCUCUCAUUAGCAAGGCUAGCUAUGAAAAUGUUUCCAAGAAGUGGAUUCCUGAGUUGAAGCAUUAUGCUCCUGGUGUCCCUAUAGUUCUUGUUGGAACAAAACUCGAUCUUCGAGAUGACAAACAAUUCUUUGUUGACCAUCCUGGUGCUGUACCAAUCACUACAGCUCAGGGGGAUGAGCUCAGAAAAAUGAUUGGGGCUCCUGCUUAUAUUGAAUGUAGUUCAAAAACACAGCUGAAUGUGAAAGGAGUUUUUGACGCUGCAAUAAAGGUUGUGCUCCAGCCACCAAAGCAGAAGAAAAAGAAGGGAAGGGCUCAAAAGGCCUGCUCUAUAUUGUGAGGAUACCAUGGUGCAUCGUAAUUGUAUUCCUCUCCCUUACCUCUUUUUAUCUUCCUUUGCCUCGUAGGAAGUGGGAGGUCGUCUUCUAUGUUAAAAUGUCGGUGACUUGGUCACCUUGUAGUACUCUUGGUAUCGAUUGUCGAGUCAAACUGUAGCUACUUUGUUGCUCUUGGUAUCAAUUGUUGGUGUCUCAGUUUUUUAUUUUUAUGCAUUCAUGGAACAAAAAUUCCUUUUUGAACACAUUUGCCUUGCGACGUUGUCUUAUAUUAUUUAGUUCUUAUGAAUGUCAAAGCAAAAUACAUGGUGCAAUUCCAUUUGUUA
Olea europaea var. sylvestris is the source of this 1150-nucleotide messenger RNA. RefSeq names its product rac-like GTP-binding protein ARAC1. NCBI's taxonomy places the organism in Eukaryota, Viridiplantae, Streptophyta, Magnoliopsida, Lamiales, Oleaceae. Gene Ontology annotation, cellular component: plasma membrane; cell projection; cytoskeleton. The coding region runs from base 236 to 829 and encodes 197 amino acids. The transcript is spliced from 8 exons. Gene Ontology annotation, molecular function: protein kinase binding; GTP binding; GTPase activity. Gene Ontology annotation, biological process: actin filament organization; regulation of actin cytoskeleton organization; establishment or maintenance of cell polarity. The record is from RefSeq and is a predicted model, not a curated record.